This is a messenger RNA of Closterium sp. NIES-67, 791 nucleotides long. The record is from the annotation of a GenBank genome assembly. NCBI's taxonomy places the organism in Eukaryota, Viridiplantae, Streptophyta, Zygnematophyceae, Desmidiales, Closteriaceae.
CGUGGGCAACUUCUUCUUCUCAGGGGCGCGCUCCUUCUUCCGCUCGCUGGACGCGGCCAUCUUCCUCUUCUCACGCGUCUCCAACAUCCCCCAGCGCAGCCUCGUGCUGCCGUGCGUCUGCACCAACGACCGCUUCACGCUCGGCGCCGAGCUAUUUGACGGAAGCAUCAUCCGCGGGCAGAAUGACAUCUCGCACCCCGCUGUCAGCGACAGCCCGCGCCACCUGCCCCUCUCCGUCGACAAGACUUGUGAUGCCUCUCGUGCGCUGCCUGCGCCCAUCCGCCGUGUGUUCUACAUGUCCAGUGAAGGCACCAACCUGCUGCACGAGGUGUUUCCCUGUGUGAACCGGCGCGUGCUGGACCAGGUGGAGGCGGUGGACGCCAUCAUCUACGGCAUCGGCUCUCUCUUCACCUCCAUCUGCCCCUCGCUGAUAUUGCGUGGAGUGGGGAAGCAAUCUCAGCCCGGGCAUGUGCUGGUGCUCAACGGGUCGCUGGACCGCGAGACAGCGGGCAUGGCGGCGUCGGACUUUGUGGUGGCCAUCUCCAACUGCCUCAACCGCACCUUCGGAGACGACUCCCGCCACCGCCUCAAGCACUCGUCCAUGCGCUAUGUGACGCAUCUCAUUGCACCCGAGGGAGGCGCCAUUCCACUGGACCGUGAACGCCUAACAUACUUGGGAGUCACCUCCGUUACCAGCCAUCUGAAUUCGUCUGAAAGUUCGGACUAGGGGUAGAGCUGUCAAACAUGUGUAUUUGUCAUGUUUGUAUAGACUGUAUAGGGUCACCUCUUCG